Molecule: messenger RNA, 426 nt
Organism: Didymodactylos carnosus
Lineage: Eukaryota; Metazoa; Rotifera; Eurotatoria; Philodinida; Philodinidae
Source: the annotation of a GenBank genome assembly
AUGACAUCAAUACCACCAAGUCCACUACAGGUCAAUUUCGGUGAUGAAAGUGCCAAGCCUGUGGCUUACUUUAUGCAGCCAGUGUCAAAUCGUGAGUAUUCAGACGAAGAAUAUUCAUCAACACCAAUGACAUCGCAGAUACAACAAAAUCAAGAUCAACUACAUAUCGACAAACAUCAACAGUUGUAUCUUAUUUCAAAUUCGAAAAGUUCACCCAAACUUUUUCAUUCACCAAUUGAUAAAACAAGUUGGAAAUUAGAUCGUAUUCAACAGGUCGAUAGUGAUGAUGAUCAUAAUGAUUCAUUCGGUGUACCAACUAUUUAUUUAUCCAAUACAUCUAUUGUUGACAAUGCUAGCGAUACGUCUAGAAACGUUCUUGCUCCUUCAGAUGCAUUUGAUGAUACAUUUACGUCGGAAAGUCAAUGA